AUGAAGAGGAAGCUGGCACUCUCGGAGAUGCUGUUGGUUCUUCUCAUUUUAUUGGUGUGGCUGCCAACAAGAUCAGUGCUGGCUGACUCGCUGGAAGAUGAAGCUAAGAAUAACAUCACCAUCUUUACAAGAAUUCUAGACAGACUUCUGGAUGGUUAUGAUAAUCGUCUUAGACCUGGAUUAGGAGACAGUAUUACUGAAGUCUUCACUAACAUCUAUGUGACCAGUUUUGGACCUGUUUCAGACACAGAUAUGGAAUACACAAUAGAUGUUUUCUUCCGUCAGAGAUGGAAGGAUGAGAGAUUGAAAUUUAAGGGCCCAAUGAAUAUUCUUCGAUUGAACAACUUAAUGGCCAGCAAAAUCUGGACCCCAGAUACAUUUUUUCACAAUGGGAAGAAGUCAGUGGCUCAUAACAUGACAAUGCCAAACAAGCUUCUACGAAUCCAAGAUGAUGGAACUCUCUUGUACACCAUGAGACUUACAGUCCAAGCUGAAUGUCCAAUGCACUUGGAGGACUUUCCUAUGGAUGCUCAUUCGUGCCCACUGAAAUUUGGCAGCUAUGCAUACACAACUUCAGAAGUGACAUACAUUUGGACUUACAAUGCUUCAGAUUCAGUGCAAGUGGCACCAGAUGGUUCAAGAUUGAAUCAGUAUGAUCUUUUAGGCCAAACAAUUGGAAAAGAGACAGUUAAAUCAAGUACAGGUGAAUAUACAGUAAUGACAGCUCAUUUUCACUUGAAGAGAAAAAUUGGUUAUUUUGUCAUUCAGACUUACCUUCCCUGCAUCAUGACUGUCAUUCUCUCUCAAGUGUCAUUUUGGCUGAACAGAGAGUCUGUACCUGCAAGGACAGUCUUUGGAGUAACAACCGUGUUGACAAUGACAACACUGAGCAUCAGCGCUCGAAAUUCACUUCCCAAAGUAGCAUAUGCAACAGCUAUGGAUUGGUUUAUUGCUGUUUGUUAUGCAUUUGUAUUCUCUGCAUUAAUUGAAUUUGCAACUGUAAAUUACUUCACAAAACGAGGAUGGGCUUGGGAUGGAAAAAGUGUAGUAAAUGAUAAGAAAAAAGAAAAAGCAUCUGUCAUUAAGAAAAACAAUGCCUAUGCAGUUGCUGUUGCCAACUAUGCUCCAAAUAUUACCAAGGACUCAGUACUACCAACCAUCUCCAAGAGUGCUACAACUGCAGAACCCAACAAGGCAAAACCAGAAGCGAAGCCACAAGAAGCAAAGAAGACAUUCAACAGUGUUAGCAAAAUUGACAGAAUGUCUAGAAUAGUGUUUCCAGUCUUAUUUGGUACUUUUAACUUAGUGUAUUGGGCUACAUAUUUAAACAGGGAACCUGUCUUACUUGGCUUUGCCCCAUCAACCUAA
Rhea pennata is the source of this 1368-nucleotide messenger RNA. RefSeq names its product gamma-aminobutyric acid type A receptor subunit alpha2 (gene GABRA2). The transcript has 9 exons. Bases 1 to 1368 code for a protein of 455 amino acids. Gene Ontology annotation, biological process: signal transduction; chloride transmembrane transport; synaptic transmission, GABAergic. Gene Ontology annotation, molecular function: GABA-A receptor activity; benzodiazepine receptor activity; inhibitory extracellular ligand-gated monoatomic ion channel activity. Gene Ontology annotation, cellular component: GABA-A receptor complex; dendrite membrane; neuron projection. The record is from RefSeq and is a predicted model, not a curated record. Lineage: Eukaryota; Metazoa; Chordata; Aves; Rheiformes; Rheidae.